ACAUGGUUUAUACAGCUCAAAAUAACUUGGGACCUGUGAGCUGACAAAUGCUCUGGCUCCGGUGGUGACAGGUUGUCCAGCUUCUUACAGCCAUCUUCACUGAAACUAAGGUUAACUCCUCACUCUCUAUGGACGGCUACUCUCGAUUUCCAAGGGCGUGAAGAACUUUCUUUUUCUCCUGUGCUUUCAUCUAAAAGUUCUCCUUGGAUAAUUAUCAUCACAGUGGAUUGCCUGGGUUGGACAUCCUCAUCUGGGUCAACUAAAAAAAAGAAAGCAUGCAAGACGACAGCGUAGAAGCUUCUACUUCCAUAUCUCAGCUUCUAAGAGAGAGUUAUUUAGCAGAAACUAGACACCGGGGAAACAAUGAAAGGAGUCGAGCAGAACCUUCCUCCAACCCUUUCCAUUUUGGCAAUCCUUCUGGAGCUGCUGAAGGGGGAGGAGGCCAAGAUGACCUUCCAGAUCUUUCAGCCUUCCUGAGCCAAGAGGAAUUAGAUGAAAGUGUCAAUCUGGCAAGAUUGGCCAUCAAUCAUGACCCUUUGGAGAAAGCAGAUGAUGCUCAAGCUAGAAAACGCCUUUCAUCUGAUCAAAUGAAACACUCACCUAAAUCAAGUUUUGACCCCAACUGCUGUCAGGAUAACUCUCAAGGUUCUACUAGCUCUAGAGAGAGCUCUCACGAGGCAAAAAGGCCACAGUAUAGUUCUGAAACCCAGUCCAAAAAAGUAUUCUUAAAUAAGGCUGCCGAUUUCAUUGAAGAGCUGUCUUCCCUUUUCAAAGCCCAUAGCUCCAAAAGGAUUAGACCUCGUGCCUGCAAAAACCACAAGAGUAAAUUGGAAUCUCAAAACAAACUUAUGCAGGAAAAUAGCUCCAGUUUCUCAGAUAUCUCAGAAAGAAGAGAAAGAUCUUCUGUUCCCAUCCCUAUCCCUGCAGAUACUAGGGAUAAUGAAGUGAAUCACGCCCUUGAACGGCAGGAAGCUAAGAGGCGCGAAGCUGAGCUGGCUGCCAGUGAGGCAGCUGGUGGAGACACCACCCCUGGGUCUUCACCUUCAUCUUUGUACUAUGAAGAACCUCUGGGGCAACCUCCCCGGUUCACUCAAAAGUUACGGAGCAGAGAAGUUCCAGAAGGAACCAGAGUACAGUUGGAUUGCAUAGUGGUAGGAAUUCCACCACCUCAAGUAAGGUGGUACUGUGAAGGCAAGGAGCUUGAAAAUUCGCCAGACAUUCAUAUCGCCCAGGCAGGAAAUCUGCAUUCACUGACCAUUGCUGAAGCCUUUGAGGAAGACACAGGACGCUAUUCCUGCUUUGCUUCUAACAUCUAUGGGACAGAUUCAACCUCUGCUGAGAUUUAUAUAGAAGGGGUUUCUUCUUCUGACUCAGAAGGGGACCCUAACAAGGAAGAGAUGAAUCGAAUCCAGAAGCCAAAAGAAGUAUCAUCUACUCCCACUACUUCUGCAACCAUUCCUUCAGCAGUACCCCAAGCCCAGCAUGUGGUGGCCCAGCCCAGUGUGUCAACCAUCCAACAGUGUCAGAGCCCUACCAACUAUCUACAAGGAUUGGAUGGAAAACCUAUCAUUGCAGCUCCUGUGUUUACAAAGAUGUUACAAAAUUUAUCAGCCUCUGAAGGUCAGCUGGUUGUCUUUGAAUGCAGAGUCAAAGGAGCUCCAUCUCCUAAAGUUGAGUGGUAUAGAGAAGGGACCUUAAUAGAAGAUUCUCCAGAUUUUAGAAUUUUACAGAAAAAACCGCGAUCCAUGGCAGAACCAGAGGAGAUUUGUACUUUGGUCAUUGCUGAGGUGUUUGCAGAAGACUCUGGGUGCUUCACCUGUACCGCGAGCAACAAAUAUGGCACAGUGUCAAGCAUCGCACAACUCGACGUAAGAGGAAAUGAAGACCUCAGAAAUAAUGGGUCUCUUCACCCAGCCAACUCCACCACCAACCUGGCUGUUAUUGAGCAACAGCCAUCCCCACCCAACCCAGAGCCUCCUUCUGUGGAACAACCCCCUAAACCCAAACUUGAAGGGGUUCUAGUAAACCAUAAUGAGCCCCGGUCCAGCUCGAGGAUUGGGCUCCGUGUGCACUUCAACCUGCCUGAAGAUGACAAAGGAAGUGAAGCAUCUUCUGAGGGUGGCGUGGUGACCACCAACCAGACAAGGCCUGAUUCUUUCCCAGAGAGAUUCAAUGGACAGGCAGCAAAAAUCCCUGAGCCUUCUUCGCCUGUCAAAGAACCCCCUCCAGUUCUGGCCAAACCCAAACUUGAUUCCAGCCAGCUACAACAGCUUCACAACCAAGUCUUACUGGAACAACAGCAGUUGCAAAACCCAUCUCCUUCAUCUCCUAAGGAGUUUCCUUUCAACAUGAGUGUUUUGAACUCCACUGCUUCCCCGGCGGUGACAAUGUCCAGCAAGCAGGUGAAGCCCCCUUCAUCACAGACUUUCAGCUUGGCCCGGCCAAAGCAUUUCUUCCCCUCUACAAAUACCACCGCAGCAACUGUGUCCCCUUCCAGCUCUCCAGUGUUCACCCUGAGCAGCACUCCUCAAACCAUUCAGAGGACAGUGAGCAAAGAAAGCCUCUUAGUUUCUCACCCCUCCGUGCAAACCAAAUCUCUAGGAGGAGUUUCCAUCCAAAACGAGCCACCCCUUCCAGCUCCAAUAGAGCCAGCACAGCCGCCACUCACAUUUGCCAUCUCCAGUGGAAACCAGUUUCAGCCCCGCUGUGUUUCCCCAGCUCCCGUCUCUCCCACCAGCCGGAUUCAGAACCCAGUGGCUUUCCUCAGCUCCGUUCUGCCUUCUCUCCCUGCCAUCCCACCCACCAAUGCCAUGGGGCUGCCUAGAAGUGCACCAUCCGUGCCAUCGCAAGGACUAAUGAAGAAAAAUACAAAGUCUCCCCAACCACUGAAUGAUGAUUACAUUCGUGAAACUAAGAAUGCAGUGAUUCUGGACUUGGGGAAAAAAAUGAAUUUCAAUGACGUCAGAUCACACCAGCAGGAGUACAAAAUUUCAAGCUUUGAGCAGAGGCUGAUGAAUGAAAUAGAGUUUCGCUUGGAACGUACCCCUGUUGAUGAAUCAGAUGAUGAAAUCCAACAUGAUGAGAUCCCCACGGGCAAGUGUAUAGCUCCCAUCUUUGACAAAAGACUCAAGCAUUUCCGUGUUACAGAAGGCUCUCCAGUGACAUUCACCUGCAAAAUUGUUGGGAUACCUGUUCCAAAGGUUUACUGGUUCAAAGAUGGGAAGCAGAUUUCAAAGAGAAAUGAGCACUGCAAAAUGAGGCGAGAAGGAGAUGGGACCUGCUCUCUGCAUAUUGACUCCACCACCAGUGACGACGAUGGCAACUACACUAUCAUGGCUGCCAACCCCCAGGGGAGAAUCAGCUGUUCUGGCCACUUGAUGGUACAAGGUUUGCCCAUUCGUAGUCGACUAACAUCUGGUGGUCAGUCUCACAGAGGAAGGUCCCGAGUACAAGAAAGAGACAAAGAGCCCCUACAGGAACGCUUUUUCCGGCCACAUUUCCUGCAGGCUCCUGGGGAUAUGGUAGCUCACGAGGGGCGCCUGUGUCGACUGGACUGUAAGGUGAGUGGCUUACCGCCCCCAGAGCUGACAUGGCUGCUCAAUGGCCAACCUGUGCUACCAGAUGCCUCCCACAAGAUGUUGGUCAGGGAGACUGGAGUCCACUCUCUGCUCAUUGACCCACUCACUCAACGUGAUGCGGGGACGUAUACAUGCGUUGCCACCAACAAAACUGGACAGAAUUCCUUUAGUCUGGAGCUCACUGUAGUAGCCAAAGAGGUGAAGAAAGCACCUGUGAUCCUGGAGAAACUGCAGAACAGCGGCGUUCCUGAAGGCCACCCAGUGAGGCUGGAGUGCCGUGUGAUAGGCAUGCCGCCACCCGUGUUCUACUGGAAGAAGGACAACGAAACCAUCCCUUUCACCAGAGAGAGGAUCAGUAUGCACCAGGACGCAACAGGGUAUGUCUGCCUCCUCAUUCAGCCAGCCAAGAAAUCUGACGCUGGAUGGUACACGUUGUCAGCCAAGAAUGAAGCUGGCAUCGUGUCGUGCACUGCCAGGUUGGAUAUAUACGCUCAGUGGCACCAGCAGAUCCCAACACCCAUGUCUGUCCGGCCCAGUGGCAGUCGCUACGGAUCUCUCACCAGUAAAGGACUUGACAUUUUCUCUGCCUUCUCCUCCAUGGAAAGCACAAUGGUGUAUUCAUGCUCUUCUCGGAGUGUAGUGGAGAGUGAUGAACUUUAGGAAUGUUUGGGUGCCUGCUGUAUAAGGGGGCGGACUGUGGAGGGGGAAGGAGGACAAGCCAGAUACAGUGGUUUCCAAGCAACUGGAUUUGAGUAAGUUCCCAUGCUGCUGGACCCUUGGCAAGAAGUGAAUAAGUCAGCUGGAGACUCUUGCAGUCUCAGCUGGGGGAAAGAUGUAGGGCUGUGCCUUUUAAAGAUUCCAACAAAAAUGUGAGAAGACAAUACAGAUGAACCAAAGAUGUCAUGAAGCUGCCAUCCACUGCUUUGGGAAAAAGCUAGCAUGCUCCCCUGCCCCCUGCUAUGUUAGGGAUAUUUAGGCCCUACUAGGAGCAAUGAGGGGCCAUAUGCUUGAGCUGAAAGGAGUUAGACAGUAGUGACUUUAGGUGUCAUUAACUCACCAGUAAUGCAAAGAAAAAAGGUGGGGAGGUCUCCAUUACCUUUCAUCAAUUACAUCCAUAGCAGUAGUUUUGAUGGAUUCUUUUAAUCAGCUUCUACUUAGCCUUAAGAGAUCAUGCCAUACAACUCACAUACGUGGAGAAGCACUUUUGAUUUACUUAUCCUGAGUGUACUGAGCCACAUUAUAAGGUGCCAAAAUGUGCCUGAGAUACAAAAAAUUCACUGAAACACUCAAUAUUGCACAGUGCACUUGUUCUAUAGCCAAAACAAGGCCCCAUUAGCCUGUCUGCACCAUUGUCUUCUGGAUAUAAUGGUGAGUCGUUUUUCUUUCUGACUUUACACAUCCCUGAAUUCUAGAACUAAAAGGUUGUUAGUAAACCAACUAACAACAAAAACUUCUGUGGGGUUCCUUUUUAAACUACUAGCUCAAUAUGCAAAAGUCAUCAUCAUCUUCCCCUCCUCCCUCCCCAAAAGUCUGGAAGUGUAUGAGGGAGUAAGGAAGGGAGAGAUGCAAACAAGGAGAGAAGGUGAUGGAGCCUGUCAGUUUUCACUUGCCCCUUAAGAGCAAUGGUUUUGGAGGGAGAGGUCUUUAAUAGGUAUGAACUGUUUGUGAGAUAAUUAAUUUGCAUUUUCUGCAUAGAAGAUAUCAUGCUAACCAUAAAAGGGGGAGGAAAGGAGAAUAUGCCUCUUUAUUCCAACCCACCUAUUCAAAAUCUUCCUCUUAAGGAAUUUUUAGACUUAAGUUCACUGCAAUUAUUCCCAGUGCCUAGAAGAGUGUUUGGCUCCAAAUAGACAUUCAAUAGAUAUUUGUUGGAUGAAUGAAUCUUAUAUGAGAUAGAGAAAUCUGCAAUUCACACAGCAGUCCAAAAAUUGCCCUGGGAAUAGUAAUCACAGCACAGUUUGCUCCAGACUCACCCGUGAAAUCAAUUGGAGGUGUCUGUUACCAAUUCCCUGUGCCCAAGUGUCUGGUGUUCUCUGAUCCAGGCACCCUCAGUUGGCAUCUUACUCGAAUGAACAAAUAGUCAUUGUUUAGAAAGGCUUGAAAUUUUCUUCACUUCAAGGCAAAGAUUUCCAGUAUAAAAAUAAAUUCAUUCACUCAAAAAAA
Leopardus geoffroyi (Geoffroy's cat) is the source of this 5738-nucleotide messenger RNA. It is a transcript of the gene MYPN, whose product is annotated as myopalladin. The transcript has 20 exons. The coding region runs from base 276 to 4238 and encodes 1320 amino acids. NCBI's taxonomy places the organism in Eukaryota, Metazoa, Chordata, Mammalia, Carnivora, Felidae. The record is from RefSeq and is a predicted model, not a curated record.